GAAAAACAGCGAGCAUCCGGCGAGAUUUCACGAUAUUCAAUGUAUCCCUUCUAGCCACAAUCCCGUUCUUUGUACAUCUGAGAUCAACAUGCAUAUCCAAGAUGAUAUUAUCUCGCUAAAUAUGAUCUGGCUAAUUCGGUUAAUCGAACGCAAUUAUUGUUGACGAUUAGUAUGUCUGGAUUUGGUGAUCUUGAGAUAAUUGCGCGUUCAUGGGUUGAUUUAAAGGGGGCUAUGUAUCGAUAGCACAAUAACUGACCAGCACAAUGGCAAAAGAGCGCGCUCAGUUUUUCUCUGCAGCAGAGCAAGAACUUUUACUGGAAGGCUAUGCAGAAUUCCAAACCUUAAUUAAAACGCAAGGGAACACCUCAAAAGCUGCAAAAACCAGGAGAGAGGGCUGGCAAAAAGUUGCAGACAAAUUAAAUGCAGCCACCACAGGAGGACCCCUUAGAACAUUGGAACAAGUAAAAAUAAAAUACAAAAAUAUUUUACAAAAUGCCACUAAGAAAAGGGCUGAGCAAUUAAAAACAGGUGAUGGUCCUGCACCCCCAUGUUAUACUGCGGCUGAAGAGCUGGCCCUUGGGUUGAAUGUCGACUGGCCCAUUGUUAGUGGCAUCCCGGAGGGCAUCUCUUCCUUAGACACGCAGCCGGGGACCAGCAGCAGCACUUUCAUUACUGUUUCACACAAUACACCAACACUUUUACCUGUUCCCAUGCAAGUGGUGGCUGAAGCAUGUGCAGACAGUGAAGCAACUCUCUCUGAUGACUGUCCCUUGAAGGAAGAACCUGAAUCCACAUCUGCAGAGAGAACGGAUCCAGAGAUGACAGAGGGUGACGUCCAGUCCCUCUAUAAAAGAAGUCUGCAACACAAGCUUGAGUACUACGAGCUAAAAAAGAAAAAAAUGAUGGGAGAAAUUGAACUUCAAGAUUUAAUGAAGAAAAAGGUUACACUAGAGAUCGAGUUGCUUCAAAAGGAAGUUGAGAGCAAAAGAUGACCAAUAGCUGUCUUUUUUUUAGAAAACCAAAUAAAUCUUAUGAAAACU
Misgurnus anguillicaudatus (oriental weatherfish) is the source of this 1040-nucleotide messenger RNA. RefSeq lists its product as uncharacterized. The record is from RefSeq and is a predicted model, not a curated record. NCBI's taxonomy places the organism in Eukaryota, Metazoa, Chordata, Actinopteri, Cypriniformes, Cobitidae.